GACGAUGAAGGCGAACGAGGUGUGGAACGCCGUUACGAAGGGUGAUAUGGAGAAGCUGCGCCAGCUAACCGAUGCGAAGCCACCGCGGCCCGAUUUCGGCAAACGGCUCGAUAACCAUCACUGGAACAUACUGCACCAUGCCGUCGUAAGUCGCAAUCUGGACUGUGUGAAGCUGGUGGUGGAUCAUUUUCAGCCGGAAACGGGCGUCCAGUGUUACGAGGGUCUUACACCGUUGGCUCGCGCCUGUGAGCAGUCCGUUUCGGCCGAGAUUGUUGGUUACCUGUUGCGUUUGGAUCGAGGUGUGGUGAAUACGGGAGACACGGAAAGCAUCACGCCGCUACACUACGCCGUAUCGAACGAUCGGCUGGAUUUGGUCGAGCUGCUUAUUGCACACGGAGCCGAUGUGAAUCUGAUUGACUAUGCGGACGAAACCGCACUCCAUACGGCCGCGUUCGAUACGGGCAAUAUUGAAAUUUUAAUCUAUUUGCUAUUUAUUGCCAAAGCCAAGUGGCAAUUUAUGCCGGAAGCGGAUGAUUUUAACGGAAUCGAUAUAUUUAGUGCCCGGGGUCCGUGUUCGGCCCGCAACAAGGUCGCCUGCUUUAAGAUACUCUACAACUACGAGCAUCCGGACCAUAUGUACCGGCAGCGGUACCAGGUCAACGACAUCCUAAAGCCGGCCCUGCUCAGCUAUCGCUCCCAGUCCUCUCUGAUCCCGUAUUUCAUCGAAACGGAACUGAAAUGGGAAAAGCAGGCCCGUGUUCGCUCGCUGUACGAAAGACUGAUUCCCGACUACGAGCUGCUGGCGAUGGUGGUGCUGUGCGAGUGUGGCCCGGUAACGGCGGAACGGGACGAGCUCGAAUACAUUUGGCCGCUGGUAUGCUGUGUUCCGCUGCUAACUGCCGACCUGGUGCGGUUGCUAACAUUCUUCAUCCAGGGCGGCGAUACGACCCGAUCGGCCGAAGCGAUAUCUGCGCUGUUGAUGGAUUUUGUAGAUUUUGCUAAAUGCUCGCUAAAAACGAUGAAACAAACCGUACGCAACGUUAUGCCAACGGUGCUGCAGGAACUGUACGCGCUGGAAACCGUUAAGCUCAACUCGGUACUGUACGACCAGUACCGGAAGGCCGUCGAGUGUAUGGCACUCAUGUACGGCAACGAUAUGGAUGCACUCGUUAAACAUUUACUCACCGAUCUUGGUCCCGCGAAGGUGGACAUAAUUUUUCCCUGUCUCAAGUAUUGUUCGUACGGCUUUCUGGCACGCCGGGUAAGCGAUGUAAUGGCCAAACAACCGCUCUACCAGUGGCUGCUCCAUCGAUUCGGUACAUGGAAAGUGAUAAACAGUAUUUUAGCUAAACCUCAGCUGGAGCUGUUCACACUCAAACGGUUGGCACGCGAUACCGUCCGUGCAACGGUAUGGCGUUACAUGAACCGCCUGGCGCCGGACAAAGUGUACAUCCUGAACCGGCGGCUCCAAUCGCUCGAUAUACCGAAUGAAAUGAAACUUUAUCUCGUCUAUAGCGACAACUCGUCGAUGCUGUACUUCAUGUAGAAUGCGUAAAUUGGCAAAUUUGGCAUUUUUGCAUCAUUAUCACUGCAUGUAAUUCACGGUACCGUGUAUAUGUGUGUUUGGCUGUG
Molecule: messenger RNA, 1632 nt
Organism: Anopheles maculipalpis
Lineage: Eukaryota; Metazoa; Arthropoda; Insecta; Diptera; Culicidae
Exons: 1
Coding region: 5-1546 (513 amino acids)
Molecular function (GO): protein binding
Source: RefSeq, a predicted model, not a curated record